CGUCGCUCGUGCGGCAGACUUUAAAAAAAACUGUAUAUAGUUAUAUUUCUAUAAUUUUUUUUUUUCGUAAAAGUUCUUAAAUUAAUUUUUUUUAGGCCAGUGCUAUUUAAAAAAAAUGAAGAGGUUUCAAGCCUUACUAGUUUUCGCGGCAGUGAUAACAACGGGAACGUCGAACACAAGUAUGUUCGGCGAGCGCUGCUCGCGGCAGGACCCCGAUGUCGACGAAUGUCUCCUACGCAGUUUCAACUCUCUAGUGGAAUAUCUUAAAGGCGGAGCACCAGAACUCGGCAUUGAAGAGUCGGACAGCAUAUUAAUCGAUGAGCUGUCUAUCGCGCUGGGCGGCGGGCCGGACGGCUACCGCGCAACAUUCAAAGACAUCCAAGCCAGCGGCGUUAACAACAUGACCAUAACCAACGUUAGGUCGGACCUGGAGACGCAUCAGUUCCAGCUGACGCUGUACGGGCCGCACAUCAGCGCGCGCGCCCGCUACCGCUCCUCAGGAGUGUUGUUGCUGGUGCGUGCAUCUGGAGGGGGUGACUACUGGGGUGAAUAUGACGGUGUGAAGGCAAAGGUGUACUUCCGCGGAACGCCGUACACAAGAAACAAGCGCACUUACCUCAAACUGCAGCAACUCAAACUGGACUUCUCCGUCAAGGACAUACAGAUGGGCGUCGAGAACUUGCAAAACAGUAACGCUGUGCUGCAAGCAGCAUUAAACCUAUUCAUCAACACGAACGCACAAGAGCUGCUCAAGGAGAUGAAGCCAGAGCUUAGGCGCGACCUAGCAGCUAAGAUGUCGCACUUCCUUGAACGCAUUCUCGACCAGAUCCCCUACGACGACUGGGUCAAAGACUAAAUCUUAUCAUUAUAUUAAAAUUCCGUUCCAAAAGAACACCAUAAAUAUUGUGAAGAACCACAUCACGUCACUUUCCAAACAAGGCGAUCAUUAUAUUACUUCAUAUCUUCAUUGGAAA
Molecule: messenger RNA, 974 nt
Organism: Papilio machaon (common yellow swallowtail)
Lineage: Eukaryota; Metazoa; Arthropoda; Insecta; Lepidoptera; Papilionidae
Exons: 6
Coding region: 116-856 (246 amino acids)
Source: RefSeq, a predicted model, not a curated record